AUGAAUCCAGUGAGUCCCUGGAUCGCGGCUUUGGCCGACCAAUGUCUCUCAUUCUAUCUCGGUCAAAAUGAUCAAGAUGAAAUCCAGGUGGAGGAUGUUGAUGGAUGCCUCAGUUUCAGUAUUCAGAGCCCCGUACCCAAGGCAGCCAUUGUUGUAUUAUGGGAGCAAGGAGAGCACAGUCACCGUGCCACACUCACGGACACCAAGAACCAGGUUGAUGCGAUUAUUUCACGAGACUCGCCGGACACACAAGGAGCAACCUCUCCCUGCCCACCGCCGAUCAAAGGAGGCCCCAGGCACCUGGUUGAACUUUCCGAUAUCAAGCUCAUUUUUACGUACUCAGCAGCUAGCCCGGAUGUUUACCUUCACAUCAAUCGCAUUGCCAUCCACCGGAAUGCGGUCCCAAAAGGGGAUGUGCCGAAACCAAAGCUCAGGAAGACGGCGGCCCUCAGGGCCCUGAUGGCUAUGGUGUGCGAGAAAGUCCAAAAGACCGGAGGGCAUGCUGGCUCCAACAGUCAAAAAUUUACUGGCUUGGCCGACUCAGCUGUUUCUCGUCGUGAUCAAGCCAUGCCUCAUUCUCAAAUCAACUCAGCAUCACAAUUACUAUUCUCCCAACCCCCGCCUAAUAUGCGCCAUGGUGCACCGAUGGGUAAUUCAAUGGCCAAUCGUGUUUCCAUGGGGUCAUCAGAUCUUCUAGGAUUGCUUGCGCCUACCCAUCCGAUUCAAACGAAAGAAACUGCCACUAAAGAUGAAAUCAACAACACUGCUGAUGCGACGUGCGCUAGUAAAUCUCCUACCAAUUCGUCUUACGCCGAUAUCACACGGGCAGAAGUGGACAGCUUCAUAACGGAGUGUAGGAAUCAGGUUGAACAAUCUCCAAAUCAGUCGGAUGGUAAUGGCCAGGCUCAUACCUUUGGAACGAUGGAUAGCCAGCAGUUUUCGCGGAAAAGAAAUCGUGGCAGCACAGAUGCGCCGUCACCAGCAGCUUAUGGCGAUGACCUAGGUUCACAGGGCCGACAAACUCUAAAGACAUCACCCUCCAAAAAGCGACAGCGUAUUGACGCCAGAGAGGUGAUUCCAGCGGACCCAACUGGAUUUGAACAAGUGCAAACCAAGCCCAUGCCGCCACUUCCUAACGUGGGGGCCAUACGCACCAAACCAGAUAUUGUGUGCCCAUCCACAACAGAUCCAUGGGAAGGAAUGACAAAAAUACCUUUGAGUGAAGUUGAUAUUCCAAAAGAUCAGGCAGAACUGUUGGAAGGGCUCAAAUGGAUCCCUGAGGAUCCCGGAGUAUCUGCACCUCUAUGCCAUGUACCGCCUCAUCUUUUGACGCAGUGGAACAAAGUUGCACGAAGAAGGCAGCCUUUGGCAGAAGAAGCAGAAGCAGAAGCAGAAGCAGAAGCAGAAGUAGAGGAAGAGGAAGAGGAAGAGGAGCAAGUAUCUGAACGUGCCCCGACCCCGACCCCGCAAGAUCCCUAUACAUCUCCCCUACCAUGGUCUUCAUCCCCCAAUAGGAGCCCCGCUAGAGAUGUUCUUCCACGGGACACCGCUUCUCCCCCAAUAUUCGUAAGGCCUACCAGAAGAAUUUCUACGCCAAAGAGUACUCAAUAUUGCAUUGAUCGAUCUGCAGAAGAUGGCGAUGUGGGCAUGGUGAAUGGAUUGUGCAGUGCUCCUCAGCCAGGGCAGGAGGGUAUCAACACAGCAGACCAAAAAUGUUCGCCGUUUCUUGAGGAAGUACCCACAAACCCGGGAAACCCAGUGUCUUUGGACCACGAUCCCGGCAAUGACCCAUCCCAAAACCACGAGGCUUCAACAUUGCUUGAUGUGGUCAAUGACCAACCCCAAAGUCCUAUGCAGGAGCAUUCUCAUGGUGAACCACCCGUGGAGAAUCCUCCACUUAGAUCUGGAAUGUGUGAUGAAUCAAGUAGCGAUGAGAGCGACGAGCCAGAGAUGGAAACAUAUGUUCCUUUCGCUCUGGGUGGAAGCCUUCCCUUAAGCAGUCAGCCUGAGCAGGAACUUCCUAGCUCGGGACCGUCGCUUUCAAGAUUUGCAGGGGGAACCAUCCAAGUGGUAGAGACACCUGCAGUCCAUACCACACGUCUGAAUCCCGAUAAAAAAAGCAAACAGAGAGCUGGGCUUCAGCCCCCGAGCUCUGAGCAGCCAUACUCUCAGGCUCCGAAGACAUCCCCCUCUUCUCGAGUUCUCAAUACCUACCGCUCACAAGAUAGCAACGGGCACAGUCACCUAUCCCAGGAGGCACCAAAUCCAUCUCUACCGGUAUUGGAAGACGAGCCACUGCGAGUGGAUGUGCUUGGUACUCAGACUCAAACGAGCAGCGUACAUGCACCAUCUCAGGCGACAGUCCAGUCGUCCUCGGACGUCGUACUUGAUUCAUCGAGACCUGCUCAACGACAGCGUGGGUCGUCUAUCUUCCAUUUAGACCCCUCGGACGACCCGUCGUCUUUUCCCUAUGCCAGGUGUCACUCGCUGCCCGGGUCUCAACUUCAUGAGCCAAGCCAGGAUUCUUCGAGAGGUCCCUUUUCACUCGACGAAGCCUCGCAUUUACCGGAGUUGUCCCCUAUGGAAUUCACCACCUGGGUCGCUGCUCAGGGAGAAUCGCCAUCCAAAUAUUUACGUCCCACGCUCCCCGGGAGUGCUGAUGCUGGCCAAAAGAAAUCUCACAAUACAAAUGUCGAGUUGGUAGCACGGCGACAGGGCUUUAUCGACAAGUCUGAUAAGUACGCCGAAGCACAGACAAUCUAUGGAAAGUUCUGCAAUGAUUAUUCGCCGUAUUCUGGCGAUUUCGCUCACUUCACUAAGAUGUGCUCAAAACUGCAGACAAUGCGGCAAAAAGGCCAACUACAACGGUCGUUCCUCUGGGAUGACUUCGUCAUCCAACACUUAGAAGAGUACCCGCGGUACUUUGCGGGCCUUUCCUCCCAAGAGUCCAAGGCACUUCAAUACGAGCACUGGUUCUCCUCCCGAUUCUCCCGCCCCCAACACAAAAAGAGAAGCCUCACAGCCCAUGGAGUUGACAUAGUCGCGUCUCAGUUUGUUCCGCCCACUAGUGCCGAGCUGGAAAUCCCGCCGGUUCCACAUCAAGCGACAAUCCAAAGCGAGGUAACCCAGGAUAAAGGGGUCCAAAAAGAAGUGCGCAAAACUUCUUUCACAACCAGUCUUGUGGAAGAAAUUCCAACCCUCCAUGCCCAGUCCUUUGAUGAUGUUACUGCUCCGGAUGGCUCCAUGCCCACUGCAACGCAGUCAUCGUCCUCCUUUGCUAGUACCGGCUCGGAUUCCGUUGACGUUAAAAAAGAACCUGCUCCGGAUGGCUCCAUGCCCACUGCAACCCAGUCAUCAACAUCCUCUGCUAACACCGACUCGGAUUCUGUUGAGGUUAAAGAAGAACCAGAUGAUUCUUUCGUUCAACCGAUUGCCUCCCAAAUUAUCACAAGCAGCAAUGAUCAAAAGCCUAUGCCCUCCAGCCACGAAGAGAUAGUUGAUGCAACGCAAUACGACGCAGAUAACACUCACAUUGUGCCUAAUGCGAACGACGUUGACAUGAUCGAACCCAACAUGGAUGAGAUUGACGAGACACAAGGGGAUGAUACUCACCAUGAAACUGCCAGCAUUGAACUUGGCGAUGACACUGACGAUCGGCGCCUCUCUGCCUCCCCCGCCCCGCCCGCGGCCCUUGGUGGUAUGAAAGCCGCCGAGCCCGAGCCACCAAGGCAACGAAGACCCUGGUUCCGAUCUCUCCGGGAAAUAUACCCGAAAGGCCCUGUGUGGUCCGACGACCCCGACACGCCGUUCAAGCGUUGGGCUCGCCAAGACCAGAACGUUCUUCAGGAACUCAGGCGUCGCGGCGGAGCCAGGGUUUUAACUGAUGAGAAGGGGGUCAUCCGUUGGCCCACCUACAAUCAGGAGAAGAACCCCGAUCCCUAG
Molecule: messenger RNA, 3942 nt
Organism: Penicillium crustosum
Lineage: Eukaryota; Fungi; Ascomycota; Eurotiomycetes; Eurotiales; Aspergillaceae
Exons: 3
Coding region: 1-3942 (1313 amino acids)
Source: RefSeq, a predicted model, not a curated record